AUGAACCCGUUUAUCAUCACCACGUCACUCGACAAGCCAGACCGGCAGACCCGGAAGUUGAUCCGCAGCCAUGUCAUGCGUGGGAAGAAUACCCGUAAGAUCAGACGCGCCAGGGAGGCCGAGUCGAGAUCGGGGGCAGUAGUUCCGCCAUGUGAAUCAUGGUCCUCUGCAGGUGGGAAGGAAUGGGUGCUUACGACGCCUCGGAAGGUGGCCUCAGAACUGUCUCUGUUCAACUACAUGAUCGAGAUGAAGCCUUACAUGCUUAAUCUCCUUUUCCAGGCGUUGACCGUCAUCAAACCAACAAUGCACGCUUUCGAUACCGUCACAGACCAUAGCCACCCAGGCAGAAUGCUUUGUGUCGCAGAUAUCUCCCAGAGCCCCGCCAUGGUUCACUCGAUCAUGUUCGCCGCACAGGCGUUUCACGAUAUGUCGCUGGGGGCCUCAUACGGACCAUUGACACGAUUCCAUCUAGCAAAGACUCUCCAGUAUCUCCAGCAAAGUCUGGGGGACAGGGUCGAGGCUACAAAAAGCUCCACCAUGACUGUUGUCGGGCUUCUGUCAUUGGCAGGAAUUAUCGCAGGGGACCUCGAAUCAGCUGCAAAGCAUAUGGAUGGGCUACAGAAAAUGAUUGAAUUGCGCGGGGGCUGGGACUCACUCAUGGACCGAGAGGCAAUAGAGCACAAAGCUAAAACGAUAGAUCUUUAUCUCGCCGCUGGGACUGGUAGCAAGCUGCGCUUCGUCGAGGAUAUCUCCUGGGGCCCGCAUAUCGCUCAUGGUAGGUGGGCUACCCUUGCCCCGGAGCUGAAAAUGGUACAUCCACGGCCUGAUCCAAGGCUCUUGAACGUUUGGGUUGAUAUACGAGAAUUUUCUACACUGGUCAACAAAGCCACAACCACCGGGGUCAAACUGGCGGCCACAUCUUUCUUACAGAUCAGCAGGUCGGCACCGCACCGACUGCUCUCUUUGCAAUGUGUCCAUCCAUUCCACGAACUAUUAAGACUGUCCAUGCUUGCAUUCCUGACGCCUCUCCUGAUCAACACACCUGGAAUUGGCAGAACGAUGACGUACCUUGCAGGGAAGCUCAAAGCCAGUUUACUUGAGCAGAGGUUCCCGCCGUUAGUCGAACAGGCCAGUCUUCUUCUUUGGUCCCUGUUUAUAACGUGCUUAUCAAUCUUUGAAGAACAGGAUCAGAAAUGGUUGCGAGUCCUGGUGAUACAAACGGUGCACACACUUGGUCUGAGAACAUGGGCGGAUACUAGAGCUGUGCUCAAGAGCUUUCUGUGGGUUGACUUAGUCCAUGAUCAGGCCGGUGAGAGGGUGUUUGAGAAAUGUGUAUUCAACACUCCAGCCGUGUCAUGUACCGAUUAA
Molecule: messenger RNA, 1368 nt
Organism: Aspergillus pseudotamarii
Lineage: Eukaryota; Fungi; Ascomycota; Eurotiomycetes; Eurotiales; Aspergillaceae
Exons: 3
Coding region: 1-1368 (455 amino acids)
Source: RefSeq, a predicted model, not a curated record